AUGUGGGCAAAGACAAUUACAGGCAAUUUUGCCAGUGUGAUUCACGGUCUGAAUGCGAACCACUUGACAGAGCAAGUCGUUCAGCGAAGCAAGCGAAUGAUUCUGGACACCCUCGGAGUUGGGCUGCUGGGAACCAGCACCGAGGUCUGCCACAAAGUGAUGCAGUACAGCAAAAUCUACAGCUCAGACACAUCCAGCACCGCCUGGGGCCACUUGGAUUUCCGACUUCCUCCUCUGUAUGCAGCGUUUGUGAAUGGAGUGGCCGUGCACUCAAUGGACUUUGAUGACACGUGGCACCCAGCCACACACCCGUCCGGAGCGGUGCUGCCCGCUGUCCUUGCCCUCUCAGAGGCCUUUUCCCAGAAGAAAAAGAUCUCCGGGCUCGACCUGCUCCUAGCUUUCAACGUGGGAAUUGAAGUACAAGGCAGGUUGCUACGCUUUUCCAGUGAGGCCAGGAACAUCCCCAAAAGGUUUCACCCUCCAACCGUGGUGGGCACGAUGGGCAGCGCAGCGGCCUGUGCUAAGCUGCUAGCUCUGGACCAGCUGAAAUGCAAGAACGCCUUGGCUGUGGCUGCGUCCUACGCGGGUGCCCCGCUGGCCAACGCUGCCACCCAAACCAAGCCCCUCCACGUGGGCAACGCGGCCAAACACGGGCUGGAAGCGGCUUGCUUGGCAUCCCUGGGCGUCCAAGGCAACGGGCAGAUCUUGGACAUGGAGUCGGGGAUGGGAGCCUUUUAUUCUGAUUACAACCCACAGACGCUGCCGACCUUGCAGUCGUACCCGUGGCUUUUGGAGCAACAGGACGUUGCCAUCAAGCGCUUCCCCGCUCACCUCGCAACGCACUGGGUGGCCGACGCCGCGGCUGCUGUCAGGAGGCAGCUCGUGGGGCGCAGUCCCAACCUGCCGCCCCUCGACGAGAUCGAGGAGGUCGUGGUGAAGGUGCCGGAGGUGCGCUACGUGAACAGGCCCGCCCCCGCCUCGGAGCACGAGGCUCGGCACUCCUUCCAGUUCGUGGCGUGCUCUGCGCUGCUGGACGGCGGCAUGUCCGUCGGCUCCUUUGCCGGCGAGAGCAUCCAGCGCGCGGCCGUGCGGGAGCUGCUGCGCAGGACGCGCCUCGAGCACCCGGCCGACAACGAGCCCAGCUUCGAGCAGCUCUACUGCGAGGUGAGCGUCGCGGUGCCGGGCGGCCGCGCGCUCAGCCACCGCUGCGACACCUUCUACGGGCACUGGAGGAAGCCGCUGAGGCAAGAGGACCUGGAGAAGAAAUUCCAGGCCAACGCCUCCCAAGUCCUCUCCGYGGAAGCCGUGGAAGGCAUUAUAGAGACCGUCAAUAACCUGGAAAAAGUGGAGGACUGUUCUGUUUUAAGCACAUUUUUAUCGGGACAGUCAGCUAGAGCACUUUCAGAGAAACUGCACUUGCUGUGAACAAUAUUCCAUCACUCGAGAGACAACGUGUAGCUAGACUCUACUCACA
Nothoprocta perdicaria is the source of this 1474-nucleotide messenger RNA. It is a transcript of the gene ACOD1, whose product is annotated as aconitate decarboxylase 1. The transcript is spliced from 5 exons. The coding region runs from base 1 to 1425 and encodes 474 amino acids. Lineage: Eukaryota; Metazoa; Chordata; Aves; Tinamiformes; Tinamidae. Gene Ontology annotation, molecular function: lyase activity. The record is from RefSeq and is a predicted model, not a curated record.